AUGGAGCCACUAAGCUUUCGACGUGAUACUGACGUGGAAAAAUACCAGUUCGCCUCCGAGCUUCCAUAUCGUCCCGGUACCAACACAACAGGAAAGGCGGUUCAAAUUCGUGUCAAUCAAUUAAAGGUCACACAAUGGCCAACCAAGGAUGUCUACCAGUUCGACAUUCUCAUUGGUACUGGUGCUGAGAAGCGCGGCAAGGUCUACAAGGUCUGGCACUCAAAGACCCUACAAGACAAACUCCGUUCUCUCACAAAUGGUAUGCCAUGGCUCUGGGAUGGCAAUAGAAUUGCUUGGACUUCGUUCAAAGUUUCAGAACAACGUUGCACUGUUGACCUCGAUGCUGAGCAAGGACGCCGUCCUCGUCCGACCGGACCUGAUGUAGUCCUUUGUAUUAUCCGCCCAACAAAGACCCUUCGCAUGGCCUGUAUUGGUGCGUACUUGAGUAAACAGAUGGCUUUUGACAAUACCAUCCUGGAAUGCAUCAACUUCCUUGAUCAUGCCAUGCGUAUGAUGCCUUCUGAGACAUAUACCUCCCUCAAGCGAUCAUUCUUCUCUCGAGGACCUGGACGUCAUCCAUUGGACAAGUGCAUCGAGGCUAUGCGUGGAGUUUACUCUUCAAUCCGUCUGUGCAGUCCAAAGCCAUCUAUUGGUGGACCUGCUACUGGUUUGGCAUUGAAUGUUGAUGUUGCUAACGGAACCUUCUGGACCGCGCAAGAUCUUCAUCAGGCCGCCCGCAACUUCUGCAAUCAACGUAAUCGAAACCUUGAGUAUCGGAUCUUCCAAAAUCUUUUGCUCCCCGUCAGCGAUGGCAAGGGUGGUAUCGCUAUGUCUGAGGACUUCAAGAACUUGCGCAAGAUGGCCAAGCUUCGCUUUUGGGUUAAGCAUCGUGGCAAGACUGACGAUAAAAAGGAGUAUAUCAUCAAGAAGUUUACUUUCGAGAACCAUCCUAAGUUUGCCAAGGAGGGCGCACAUUCGAAGAACUACACAUUCAAAAAGAAGGACAUGAGUACCAACCCUCCUACAGAGACGGAAAUCACCAUCUACGAUUACUUUUGGACCAAAUACGGUAUUCGGCUCGAGUACCCCUACCUUCCAUUGGUUCAAACCACUCGUGAUGGCGUCUUCCCUAUGGAGGUCUGCGUCCUCCUACCGAACCAAAAGUAUCAGUUCAAGCUAUCUUCCGAGCAGACUGCCGCUAUGAUCAAGUUUGCUGUCACCCGCCCCCGUGAGCGUAUUGAGGCUAUCAAACAUGGUGUUGGCAUGCUGAAAUGGCAUGACGAUCCUUAUCUCCGCCACUACGGUGUCAAGAUUGACCCAAACAUGACUACUACACAAGCCCGUCUUCUCCCGCCUCCGGAGGUUCAAUACAACGGAUCGAAGGCCACUCCCCAUUACUCCGGUCGUUGGGACCUUCGUGGAAAGAAGUUCCUCCUUGUGAACACUGAGCCCUUGAAGUCCUGGGGAGUCUGUGUUAUUGCCGAAGCAGUAAAUGAGCCCACUAUGCGCAAUUUCUUGAGGGUCUUUGUCCAGACCUACAUGAACCAUGGUGGUAGAGUAGAGAAUAGGAACCCCACAAUUUACAUUGCAAGAAAGGGUGAAGACUUGGCCUUCUCUGUUGCCGCUGCUCGAAACAUGGCCGGUAACCAAGCCAAUUGUUUACCGCAAAUCCUCCUUUUUGUCCUCCCAGGUCGGGAUUCCUUCAUGUAUGAGCGACUGAAGAGAAACAUGGAGUGCCGCUUUGCCAUGGUUUCUCAGAUGUUGAAUGUUGCCCAUGUCCAGAAAGCGACACCUCAAUAUUGCUCUAACGUCUGCAUGAAGUUUAAUGCAAAGCUCGGUGGUGCGGAUGUUUCUCACCCUACCCCUGGCAGCCCCCAACCCUCCAUGGCUGCACUCACAAUGUCAUUCGAUAAAGAUGCAUGCCGCUAUGCUGCUGCUGUUCAGACCAACGGUUAUCGCGUUGAGAUGAUUACUCCCCAGAACAUCAAGACUAUGAUGCUGCCAUUAUUUCAGCAAUGGAUUUCGAAAGUCGGUGGUGGCCAAGGCCCUCAGCACAUCUACUACUUCCGUGACGGUGUUUCCGAGGGCCAAUACACGCAUGUGCUGAAUCAGGAAGUGAAGGACAUGAAGGCUGCACUUGCUGAAAAGUUCGGACCUAGAGCUAGCACUAUCAAAUGGACCGUCACUAUCUGCACGAAGCGCCAUCAUAUUCGAUUAUUUCCUAAGGAAAACGAUUCUGUCGCAGCCGAUAGAAACAAUAAUCCGCUCCCUGGGACUUUGGUCGAGAAUGACGUUACUCAUCCAUUUGAGUAUGACUUCUACCUAUCUUCGCACUCUGCGAUUCAGGGUACUGCCCGCCCAGUCCAUUACCAUGUUAUUAAGGACGAGGCCGAGGUCCCGGUGAACGACUUCCAGCGUUUGAUCUACAACAUGUGCUACCAGUACAUGCGUUCUACUACCCCAGUCUCGCUGUUUCCUGCUGUAUACUACGCUCAUUUGGCGUCCAACCGUGCUCGUUCUCACGAGAACCAUCCUGCUUCUGAUGGACCUCGCGGUGGUCAAAAGUUCGAGGAGAUGCGUCAAGAUCAAGCUCAAGCUAUGCGUGCUGCUGCAUCAGGUCUCGGUCCCACCUCCCACAGCGGUAGUCGUCCACCACCGCCGCCAACUGAGGCUAUCCCGCUCGUUCCAUUAGGCAACGAUCAGAUGAAUGGCAACAUGAUUGUUGUCCUCCGUACCGGCAUGUGGUACAUCUAAGAAAUACUACUUGACCCCGUGAAUGAUCCUUGGUCCUUGCCUCGGUUCACAAUGCACAUUUUCGAUUCUUGCCUCU
Amorphotheca resinae ATCC 22711 is the source of this 2830-nucleotide messenger RNA. RefSeq lists its product as hypothetical. The transcript has 14 exons. The record is from RefSeq and is a predicted model, not a curated record. Bases 1 to 2754 code for a protein of 917 amino acids. Lineage: Eukaryota; Fungi; Ascomycota; Leotiomycetes; Helotiales; Amorphothecaceae. Gene Ontology annotation, molecular function: protein binding; RNA binding.